Molecule: messenger RNA, 1138 nt
Organism: Cataglyphis hispanica
Lineage: Eukaryota; Metazoa; Arthropoda; Insecta; Hymenoptera; Formicidae
Product: farnesol dehydrogenase-like
Exons: 6
Coding region: 192-959 (255 amino acids)
Molecular function (GO): oxidoreductase activity
Source: RefSeq, a predicted model, not a curated record
GCUACGAACAGUUCGGACUGAAUUAUCGUAUCGUUGAUAUGACCGUUUGACCUACUGCGCACUUAUUUAAGAGAGUGAUUGUGCGAAUUCAUACGUUUUCUGCAGUGAAUCUAAUUCUGUUGACAGCUGCGAAUAGAAGUUAUUAGUGGCAUGUCAACCGCGAGCUACGUUGUACUUGCAGACAGGCAAUUAUGGAUCGUUGGAUUGGUAAAACCGCAGUCGUUACCGGCGCUGCAUCCGGCAUCGGCGAAGCAAUUACAUGCGCUCUUCUGCGGUACGGAGUAAACGUGGCUGCUAUAGAUAUCGUGGAGGAAAAAUUGCACGAACUUAGAGUGAAAAAGGAACAGCAAAAACUUCCGGGCAUAUUAGAAAUUAUACAGUGCAAUGUAACUUUUGAAGCGGAUCUCAAUGGGGCAUUCGAACAAAUCGAGACAAAGAUGAAAGGCGUGGAUAUUAUGAUCAACAAUGCUGCUUACUGUGAAUAUUCGCGUGUAAUUGAUAGUGUAUGGAAAUCAUUUCAAUUAAUAUUAAAUACUAAUGUCAUGGCAUAUGCUGCAUGUAUGAAUAAGGCGGUAAAUUCCAUGCAUAACCGGAAUGUCGAAGGGCAUAUUUUUAAUAUCAAUAGUGUUAUGGGUCAUUAUAUUCCAGCAAAAUCUUGUGAAGAUGCUGCAUUGGAUUUUAAUCUGUAUGUCGCUUCUAAACACGCUACUGUUGCCUUAACUCAUACGGUACGACGUGAAAUAGCGGAUUUUAAACCUUCUAUUCGAAUUACAAGCAUUAGUCCUGGUCUCGUAAAAACGAAUAUAGCUUCACAAUCGGAAAAAAUGCGUAAUAUUUUCGAAAAAAUACCAUUUAUUCUACCGGAGGACAUAGCGGACGCGAUCAUUUAUGCUCUUGGAACACGAAAGGAAGUUCAGAUUACAGAGCUUACUAUUCAACAUACUGGGGAAAUUCCAUGAAAAAUAUUUUUGGCAACAUACUCAUUUUAGUAUAUCACUUUACAAGAAAUUUAUUAUAUAUAUAUAUAUAUAUAUAUAUAUAUAUAUAUAUAUAUAUACACAUAUAUAUUUAUUUUAGAUUGCAAUUAAAUUUAUUGCAAAAAAAAGGAAUGCAAUAAAAAAUAUUGUGAAAAUAAUAA